Molecule: messenger RNA, 2966 nt
Organism: Xenia sp. Carnegie-2017
Lineage: Eukaryota; Metazoa; Cnidaria; Anthozoa; Malacalcyonacea; Xeniidae
Exons: 11
Coding region: 62-2776 (904 amino acids)
Source: RefSeq, a predicted model, not a curated record
AGGGUCGCCAGGUCACUAUAUCUUGCUGUGAUCUUUUCAAAUUGAGAAAAUUUAUGUAGGUAUGAGGACUUGCAAAACAAGUCAUUCUUGUUGUUUUGAUGCUUGUAGUCAGACGGUAGUAAAAACGGUGAAGAAGUCAAUAGUAUUGAAUUACUUGAAGACCGGAGAAUUUUUUUCAGACGGUAGUAAAAACGGUGAAGAAGUCAAUAGUGUUGAAUUACUUGAAGACCGGAGAAUUUUUUCUUCUGAAGAAAAGAAAUCUUUGCUAUAUCUACUAAAUGAUAAUGGCAGUGAUGCUGAUAUUGGUAUAACGUCUUCUACAUCAGGACCUAAAUUUUGGUCGCCAUCGUCCAUUGAAGCACCCUUUCGGCUUCUUUCAAAUAUCGAAAUACCACAUGAUGGAAAUCAGAAUGGUGGAACAUCUCGCGGUACGAUAACACUGAUUUGUCUGAAGGAUGGUGUUUACUCCGCCUUGACAUGCGCACAUGUUGCUUGUGCCACUGACCACCAGCAAACAUUUCUUGACGGAGAGCGACUGGUAUCAAUCAACAAAGCUGUAGAAACCUUGAAUAAACACGAUGAAAACAAGUAUAUGUACACACCGUCUAAGAGUGAGUGUAAAGCAGAAAUUGGAUCCACUCAUCGGCACACCUUUGCUCAGUUUGAUAGUGAAACAGACAUCAUGUCUAUCAUAAUUGGCAAGCAAGAAGAUUUCAAGAAACUUAUUGGUGAUGAAAUGGAAGAUGUUGUAUUGAACUUGGAUGAUGCAAAUGAAGAACUUCAACGCAGGGUUGAGGACAACAAGGAGGCUGUUAAAGUCCGCACAGCCACUGGUGUUGAGGGCUUCAUCAGUGAAUUGAAUUAUGAGUAUUGGUGUAAAAAUUCCACACGUCGCAUUUUCCAGAAUGCUAUCAAGAUAAAAAGUUGUCAAACAUUUCUUGAUUCCGGUGAUUCUGGUACUCUUGUUUGGUUUUUGGAUGAAAAAGAAAAUUGGCAACCGUUUGCUUAUGGAGUUUGCGAAGUAUGUGAUGAUGGUGACAGCGGUUCAGAAAAAAGUUACAUCUGUCUGAAGUUGAACCACGGCUUAAAAGCUCUUGGUUUUCAGAAUGGUCGAUUUUUUAUACUUCGAGACAAUGGUCUUAGUGUAUCCAACAGUGCUAAAACCGACGAUGAUGAAGGAGGUGCAGCUAACAAAAAAGACUCUAAAGUGACAAUGAAAUAUCGACGCAUUAAUUAUAAACGUCGACAAGGACCAGAUUCGAUUUCCCGUGUUCAUCAACAGCCACCGUCAGAAAAAGUAAAAAACAUGAAACUCUCGUCAAAUGUUAAUGGAAAGAAUCCAGUCACAUCAACUGGUGCUCGGUUGACAUCGGAAAUUACAGGAUAUGUAGGUACCGAUCACUUUCAAUUCUUCAAAAAAUAUUUUCUCACCGACGAUUUCAAAAUGAGCAAUGACGUGUAUGAGAAAUUAAAAAGCUUUGAUUGGUUUUGUGGACAAUGUGGAACAGCGGGUCCAACUGACCAGAUGCCAUAUCUUCACUUGUACAUGGUCGUUGAUUACGUUAACGGAAUAACUGAUCACGAUAUGAAACAAGAAAUCAACGAGAAACUUGGUUGGCAAGCUUCAAAGUACAUCGAAUUCCGACCAAAUGACCCGUCAAAGGUGUGGAAGGUUCGACCUCUAUCCAACAAGCGACUCGAAGUGGAACGUGAUGAUAUUCCUUACAUGCGAUCCAGUGGCACGUUGACAAUGUUCCGCAUGAAAGAUGGAAAACAAUACGCGUUGAGCUGUUUCCACGUUGGUUAUGAAAUUGGCCGGAUACGGAACGAUGACGUUAACCCGUUUUUGGCAAUUCAAGAUGAAAUUAAAAUAAACAGAAAUGCCACUCAGCGAUUUAUGGAAGAAAAUAAGUAUUAUCUCUCAGAUGAUGACGAAGUGGUUGGUAAUUUUUCGCAUUUUGAUUUUGGACCUGAAACUGAUAUCAUGGCCAUCAAAGUUGAUGAAGUUAAAAUGGAAAAGACUUCAGAUGAAAUGGAGAACUAUUCUCAUGACGUGUUUUCGAGGCUUUAUCUUAGACAGCAUCGUGGUGAAAAAAGCAUUGUUCAAAAAGCUCAAGAAAUUUUUGGAAACAUUGAGGAUCUAAUGUUUAAUUUUGAUGACGACGACGGAAGACCCGUAUUUUGUAACGCAGUGUUGGUAAAAAGUGAUGUUGAGUUUCUAAUGGAUGGAGAUUCGGGAUCUCUUGUGUAUUUUUGUGAUGAUGAAGACAACCAAAAACGACCUUUUGCAUAUGUUGUUGCUGAAUUGAGCGAGAAAGACCAAAACGGAAAAGGGGAGACGUUCUACAUUUGCUUGAGAUUAAAAGAUGCUUUGGAAGCAUUGAAACUUAUGGACAGUGAAGUCAUCAUUGGUGUUUUGCCUUCCACAUCAAAACCUGAUGCAGAUGAUAAUUUGGAUGAACACUUUAAAAUCUUCAAAAGUAAAUUUCUUGACGAACACAGUAACAUUAAACCUGAUGUGUGUGAUGUACUUGAAAGCUUCACGUGGCUUCAUGGAGAGUAUGGAACAGCUGGCCCAAACGAGAAGAUGCCAUUUCCUCACUUAUAUGUUAUGGUUGAUGAUAGUCAAGAAAAAUCGAAUGAAAUUAUAAAGCAAGAGAUUGAUGGAAAAUUUGGAUGGGAAGCUUCGAAAUACAUUGAUUUGCCACGUAAAGCUCCUAGAAAAGCAAAUUUUCGAUUGCUGUCUGAUUUUCGCAAGUUUUUGAUUGCUGUCUGAUUGCUGUAUGACUCAUUUAGAAUUCACGAUUCCACCACAAUGUUGAAUCCAGUAUUGGGCAGUAAAUCACAACACCUCACUUUUGGAUUAUUUUAAAAUUUGAAACUAUUUAUUUGUAAUUAGAUUAGCAGGACAUAACUGAUUCUUUGGAAAUACUUAUGAUCAAUUACAUUAAAGUAAAUGGUUUGAA